GAUGUCCUUGUGAACGGCAGCAGCAUCUCGGACUCGGGCUGUGAUCUGACGUGCCUGUUCGGACUGGUCUUGAGUAAGAGCAAAGUUCAGCCCGAGCACUUUCACAUGGUCACCCCGUGGAGCAAUUGUGAACAGCUCCUCGCCGAUCUUGAUUUUCCUUGCACCACAAUAGUACUCGUUGGCGACGAUUUUGGUUUUCUCAUUCGCAAGUCGCAAACCGGCACGUUGGAGACAUCUCCCAACAGCUCUGAUUCUGCGACCAAGCUUCGCAAGGUUUGUCUCCAGAAGGAACACGUCGUCCUGGUAGAAGAGGAGGCUGAGGUCAAGGUUCUCAAAGGGGGCUCCAAGUUCACCCCAUUGACGCGCUUGGACGAGCUCGGACAGGAGCGAGUCAACAGCCAGACCAAACAGUUCUGCGCUUUCAGGUGCCCCUUGCUUGAUCCCAACGUCAGGGCAGAUCCGGAUUUUAGAACCGCCAGGGACGACCCCAUGCAUAGUGUGAACUCUGAGUUGACAAAGCAUAUAACGGAGUUCUCUGCUGACACCGUUACCCCGAAGACGAUCGAGAAGGAGCUGUGCAAUUUUGCCUCGAUCAACUUGAUCAAAAGCUCCAGCUACGUCAAGCUUGAAAUGCUCGACCCUCUACGCAUGAUGGGAAGGCGACGGGAUUUUGGCCAAGAGAGCGAGGAAACUGUGUUCCCAACUGGCGGGGAUUUCCUGACGACUGACGAUCUGGUUAACGAGAGACAGGAGGCAUGGUCCAUGAUGAUCGUGUCCAGCAAUUGCACGAAGGAGAUGAACACCAAUCAUAUCAGGCCCAACUGCACUUCUGCACUUCAUGUUCUGGAGCUCGUAGAGGAUCUCGUGAAGCUGGAAGGGCACGAAGUCGUCCUGAAUCUGAGCAGAAUCCAAGAAGGAGUCGAGCUUGAGGUUCCAAGAAUCAUGUCGUCCUCCUGUGAGUUUGCCGGCGAGGUGUUCUUGCACGUGUUGUGUGAGCUGUUCAGAAGAACGACCUUGAAGAAGUUCACCCCACCAUCCACGUCGCCGGCGUUUCUCAUUUUGCAGAGCACGGUAUUGUUCCCAAUCGCCAGAGAGGAUACGUGCAAGGCGCUCAUCCUGCCACUGCUUACGGCAUUCUUUGCGGAGACGAUGUACACGUUUCCAGGCAUUUUUGCAGUUGCUGGCUCUGGCUUCAGCUGUAGCAACACGAACUUCGGCGGAGUCCUUGUAGGCACAGGAUGUUCUCGGGCGGGUGCAUGUCUUGGCAAUGUGCACGAUGUCAUCUUCCUCGAUAAUUUCGACAUCGUCAGGGAGGGGCUCUGA
Symbiodinium necroappetens is the source of this 1323-nucleotide messenger RNA. The record is from the annotation of a GenBank genome assembly. Lineage: Eukaryota; Dinophyceae; Suessiales; Symbiodiniaceae.